AUGCAGUCCCUCAAGGUCUACUGGAUCGACCAAUCCUGCCACGAUGCAGCAGGCAGCAACUUCGACGAAUACGUCAUCGAGGCCCGGCGCUGGGCCAGGCGCGCCUAUGAGCGGCUGCGCAACCCGAAGGACACCGACUUCGCCCGCGUGUUCAACCUGAUUUUCAAGACCCCCACGACCGACAAGACGCCCUGCUCGAAGUCGUUCCGCUGGCAGCAAGCCCACGGCCUGCAGCCGGAAAGCGAGUGGAAAUCCUCCUACGAGAACGUCAUGAGCGUGCUGCACGACUUCGCCUUCAACUGGGCCCGCACAUCGCACCGCGAGAAAGCCGACGUGCGCAUCUACUCCGCCCCGGGCGGCUUCAGCCGCUGGAAGCCCGACCUCGAGCACAAGCACCUCUACGACCCGAUCAACCACGUCUGGUACCACAACGGGGCGGACGUGUUCCACACCUGCCAGGCCUUCGUCUCGAACAAGCGGCCCGCGCGCCUCCCGGCGGGCAUGGUGCUCUCGCUCGACCGGCUUGACCCGGCCCUCGUGAAGCGCAUGACCACCGGCGAUUCAAAGGGCAAGCUCGCCGCCGUCGGCCUGUUCUCGCCCUGGCUGCUCUCGCGCCUGCUUUUUCACGAGUUCAUGCACGCCUCCUGCUACAUGCUGGACGACCACCUGACGGACCCGGAGGGGACCUCGGGCUGGGCAUAUUGCAUGCGCCGCAAAAAGGGCAGGGCCGCCUCCUGCGCCGAGUCGCUCGCCAUGCUGGGGCUGUGGGCCGCGCUGGCGGACCUGCGACCCGCGGGGGAGCCGAAGGGCGGGUUCUCGGUCGAUCGGCGCUGGGAUCAGAUCCCGGGCGGCUGGGACGACGAGGAGGUGUUCGAGGAUGACGAUGAGAAGGAGAAGAAGCGGAAGCAAACCAAAAAGUGGGACCCGAACUGGCCUGGGAAUGGGGCGCUCAAGGGGGAAAUGGUCUUCUAUCGGGACUUGACCAACUGA
Thermothielavioides terrestris NRRL 8126 is the source of this 990-nucleotide messenger RNA. RefSeq lists its product as uncharacterized. The transcript is spliced from 2 exons. The record is from RefSeq and is a predicted model, not a curated record. Lineage: Eukaryota; Fungi; Ascomycota; Sordariomycetes; Sordariales; Chaetomiaceae. The coding region runs from base 1 to 990 and encodes 329 amino acids.